AUGCGAGAGGGGGUUCAAUGGUCUCCCAUGAUUGAGGCCAUAGUGCAGAAGCAAAAGACAUUAAGAUUAACAUCAAUAAAAUCAGAAAACGAUUCCAAUUUUGUGAGAUGGAAGUUUGAGGAUACAAAGCAGCGACUCUUUGAUCAUGCGAGACCUUUUGUGGAAGAGAUGAGUAUAAAGGACUUGGUGAGUGAGAUAAAGGGAUCGAAGAAGAACAGUGGACAGAGAGAAUGGUUGGCCUUCAAUUGCAUGGUUGGGCUUCCACACAUGGGGAGGAGUAGUAUGAGUCAUGUCAUGGAGUUUCUGAAGACAUCCAAGGAACUCUUAGCCUAUUCUGCAACCAGUAAAGGAGUUGCAACUUUUGGUGAUGGAGAAGCUGAGGAAAGACAGAGAAACAGAAAAUAUGAGUAG
Molecule: messenger RNA, 411 nt
Organism: Ilex paraguariensis (yerba mate)
Lineage: Eukaryota; Viridiplantae; Streptophyta; Magnoliopsida; Aquifoliales; Aquifoliaceae
Source: the annotation of a GenBank genome assembly